This is a messenger RNA of Diospyros lotus (date-plum), 2975 nucleotides long. RefSeq names its product glucan endo-1,3-beta-glucosidase. Gene Ontology annotation, biological process: carbohydrate metabolic process. Gene Ontology annotation, cellular component: plasma membrane. Gene Ontology annotation, molecular function: hydrolase activity, hydrolyzing O-glycosyl compounds. Bases 1294 to 2670 code for a protein of 458 amino acids. The record is from RefSeq and is a predicted model, not a curated record. Lineage: Eukaryota; Viridiplantae; Streptophyta; Magnoliopsida; Ericales; Ebenaceae. The transcript is spliced from 6 exons.
UGACUUAAUUGGUUGAGGAACUUAACGAAUUCAUCUACUUACAACACACAGAGAAAGAGAGAGAGAGAGAGUCUAUGGAAGCAGUAUGAUGAUCAUUCAUGGCUUCUUGUAAUGUUUCUUGCUCAAAUGAGUAUUCCAAUCAGCGGCAGCCCUUUCAAAAUUUCAUCCAUGACAUGCUGCUGCUGCUGCUGCUGUUUCUGAGAUGCUCAUUUGUGCAAGCAAUGUUAAAACUUGAGGCCGCAUAUUGGAUUAAUUCUGGGUUGUAUUGUCGUGUCCCUUUUUUUCUAGUAAGUAAUUGUGUUGUAUUUUUACUAUUUGAUAGUCCUUUUGUGACUAAAUAUGGGACGCAGGAAGGAUGUUCCGUUCCUAUAUAUCAAAAAGUAGCGUAUUAAAAUUAUGUAAAGAUAGUAUUUUUUAUAAACAUGUUUUCUUCUCAUAUCAUCCUUAUAAAUCGAGAGCUUGGUGGUUGGUGCAUCAACAGCAUAAAUGAUACACCAAACAACAUCAGGUCUGGCAACUCUGGCGAAGGCCUUCUGCAUGCAGAGAAGCUCCAAGAUGAACAACGAGAACAAUGCUUAUGAGGAAUAGAGAACCCGGCCAAAGUUACUUCAUGUGGUCCAGUUAGGUGGUGUGUACAGAAAUCUCAAACAGAUCGAUGACCUAAGAUAUUCUAGUCGCUUUGCUUUAUUUUAAUUUUGUUUAUUUUGGUGUAACUUAUUUUGUUACCUCCACUAUAUUUAACUUGAGAUUUAAGGAUUCCAAUACAUGAUGCCAGCAAAAAAAAAGAUAGAAUUACAGCAAAAUUGAUAAAGUCAACAGAGCUUUUGUCACAGCAUAUUGUUCUAAAAUUGCUGCCCAAGUUUGGUAACUAAAAGUUAUUGGAUAAUAGAAGGAUAAAGCAAGAUCCAUGAUGAACUUUAAUAAAUCUCUUCUUCUUCUUCUAUAUAUAUAUAUAUAUGAAUGAUAGUCAUGUUCCAAUAAUUCCAUUUAGUUUACUUGAUGAUUGUACAGUCCUCUGAUAAUCAGGAGGAUAUAUGUAUAUAUAUGUGUGUGUGUGUGUGUAUUCUGAGAGGAGAAACAGAUAGAAAGUUAAGAGGAGAUGCAAAUUAAAGAAAGAAAAAGCUGAGCUAAUUGAAAGGUCCAUUCCCUCUCCAUGCACUCCAAAUGGAACCCUUUGGACAUAUUCAUUUCCAGCUACCAAAGGAAAGCAUCUCCUUGCAGUACUCUUCUUCUUCUUCGAUCUUCGAUCCGUCAUUCUCCACCAUCUUCACCCCCUAGCUAGCUACAGCUGCCAUGGAGACCAACUUUGCUUCUAUUUUCUGUGGAACAGCAGCGCUUCUUCUUGCUUCAGCCCUCCUCCACCAAGGAGUGGAUGGAGAAACCGGAGUCAACUACGGCACGGUGGCGAACAACCUCCCUCCUCCGGCGGAGGUGGCGCUUUUUCUCCUGGAAUCCACCAUCAUCAACCGUGUCAGACUCUUCGACGCUGACCCGGAAAUGCUCCGAGCAUUUGCUCCCACCGGAAUUGCCAUUACCGUCACCAUACCCAACGACCAGAUCCCACGCCUCACCAAGCUCAGCUUCGCCCAACAAUGGGUCAAAACCAACAUCACCCCUUACGUUCCGGCCACUAACAUAGUCCGCAUUUUAGUCGGCAACGAAGUUCUCGCCACCGCCAACAAAUUGCUCAUCGCAAAUCUGGUUCCGGCGAUGCAGACUCUCCACACUGCCCUCGUCGGCGAGUCCCUAGAUCGGCAGAUCCAAGUCUCGACGCCACACUCGCUCGGAAUCCUCACCAAUUCCAGUCCGCCAUCCGCCGGAAAAUUUCGGCAAGGCUACGAUGUUCACGUCCUGAAGCCACUGCUCAGCUUCUUGAGAGCCACCGAUUCCCCUUUCAUGGUGAACCCAUAUCCGUUCUUUGGCAGCUCAGCCGAAACUCUCGAUUACGCCUUGUUUAGGCCUGCCGCCAAGGUGUUCGAUGAAGUGUCAGGGCUUACUUACACGAACAUGUUGGACGCCCAGCUGGACGCCGUCUACUCGGCGAUGAAGCACCUGGACUUCGGCGAUCUCGAGAUCGUCAUCGCCGAGACCGGAUGGCCGUCGAAAGGCGACCCGGGGCAAGUCGGCGUCGACGCCGACACCGCCGCCGAGUACAACCACAAGCUCAUAGAACACGUUUCGUCUGGCUUGGGCACGCCGCUGAUGCCCAAUAGAACAUUCGAGACUUAUAUUUUCGCGCUGUUUAACGAGAACUUGAAGCCGGGGCCAACGUGCGAGAGAAACUUCGGGUUGUUUGAGCCGGACAUGAAGCCGGUGUACAACGCCGGGAUACUAAGGAAAACGGCUAGAUCGACUUUUCCGGAUCACCCGGCCCCGGUGAGUCCGUCACCGGGAAAGCCUAGUAAUAGGGGAAAAUGGUGUCUUCCAAAAUGGGGAGCUGAAGAAGAGGCUUUACAGAAUAACAUUGAUUAUGUAUGCGGGUUGGGUUUGGAUUGCGGGCCGAUACAAAAGGGCGGGGCCUGCUUCGUUCCCGACACGGUUCGGGCCCAUGCUGCGUAUGCCAUGAAUGCUUAUUUCCAGGCGAAGGGAAGGAAUGGUUAUGACUGUGAUUUCGAUCAAACUGGCGCCAUCACCAAUGUUGAUCCAAGCUAUGGAAGCUGCAAAUACUGAGAGAUGAUGGAAAUGGUGGAAGAAGAAGGCCGGAAGGAUGAAGAAGAUGAAGAACGGAAAACUUCUCCCCUUUUUGAGAAUGGCAUUACUGUAUAAUGAAAGAUUAUUUGUAGUAGAGGACCACACGCUAGCUAGUUUUCAUAUUCUUUUAGCAACCAUCUUAACAACCCCUUUUUUUAACUUUUUCUAAUUAAAAAAAAAAGUAUUAAAAAUUGUCAUUAAUGUCAAAUUCAUAAUUUCAAACUUAGGUGAAGUGUUCAAUUACCUCUUUAAAGUAAACGUGGUAACAUUUUAUGAAUCACUUA